CGCGAGCUGCCGCGGCUGCGCUGUGCGUCGGUGCAGUAGCUGGAAAGUUUGUAUCACUCUAUAAUAUUUUGGCGAAGAUAUCACUCGAUAAUGUCGCAUCCAGCUGAGGACAGGCUGCUUCGGAAAUAUUGCUGGUAGCAGGGAGAGGAAACAGAGCGGACAUGGCCGUAGAAGUCGCUCAUCUCCACCGAGCUGCCGUGCCGCGGGUCCGGGGUCAGUUUGUACCGAAGCUGAACGGAGUUUCUGCCGUUGGACACUGCGUACUGGCCUAGCUAACUGCCACCAGUAAAAACAACUCGGCCGGAGAGACGGUUCAACAUGAUGUUCAACAUGAUGCCCCCACUUUAGAGGACAUUUCUCAUAGUAUCUGGGUUGGCUUUAUCGGUCGCCACCAUGUCUGAUCAAAAUUAUUAUUGGACUGUGUUGCCGAGCUACAAAACUAGUUUUGUGACUGGGGCCAUGAUGAAAAGAUCAAAAAGUUCCCGUAACAACAAGAGAAGGAGUUUGGCGGUCGGUACCCCGUCGCCCACACUCUCACGACCGCUUUCGCCUCUCCCAUUGGCCACAGCUGGCAGCAGCCCUUCAGAAAGCCCCAGAAAUGUCUCUGCCAGCACCUCUGCCAACUUCCAGUUUGCCCGCAGCCAACUGGCCCGCACUGAGAGAGCGGAUGGCCGAAGGUGGUCUGUGGCGUCUGUUCCCUCUUCUGGAUACUGCACCAAUGCACCCAGUUCUUCAGUAUCUUCCUCUUCUUCCCAGGAGUUAUUGCACCAGUUGCCCUUAAAGCCCACGCAAGAUGAUCUCCAUUUCCUGUUCAAACAUUUCCGGAGCACAGAGAGCGUGGCAGACGAAGAAGGAUCACAUCCCUCGCCCCCUGUCAGGCUCCGCUCACGCAGUCUCAGCCCUGGAAGGACGUGUGGAACAUUUGACAAUGAGAUUGUCAUGAUGAAUCAUGUCUACAAAGAACGCUUUCCCAAGGCGACAGCCCAGAUGGAGGGUCGGCUGCUGGACAUCAUUGCAGAGUGUUCCCCAGGCACUGCUCUGCCCCUGGCUGAUGGUGUGCUAGGAUUCAUUCAGCACCAGCUGGUGGAGCUCGCCAGAGACUGUCUGGACAAGUCCCAGAAAGCCUUGGUCACCUCCAGGUACUUUGUGGAGCUGCAGGAGAAACUGGAGAAGCUGCUGCAUGAGGCGUAUGAGCGAUCAGAGAGCGAGGAGGUGACCGUCAUCAUCAAACUGGUGAAGAAGAUUCUCAUCAUCAUCUCCAGGCCUGCCAGGCUCCUGGAGUGUCUGGAGUUUGAUCCAGAAGAGUUUUACCAGCGUUUGGAGGCUGCAGAGGGUCAUGCCAAGGUGGGCCAGGGCAUCAAGACUGAUAUUCCUAGAUACAUCAUCAGCCAGCUCGGCCUCACCAGGGAUCCCCUUGAAGAGAUGGUCCAUCUGGAACAAACAAGCCCAAGUCACAGGGCGGCCAGCAGAGAGUCUGAUGACACUGGAGAGGCAACACUUAUACAGAGCCGAGCAGCCUGUACCCCUCCGCGUAGGAAACCACUGGAGAGUGACUUUGAGACUAUCAAGCUCAUUAGUAAUGGCGCCUAUGGGGCUGUGUUUCUCGUGCGCCACAAGGAAACCCGUCAACGCUUUGCCAUGAAGAAGAUAAACCGGCAGAACCUGAUUUUAAGAAACCAGAUCCAGCAGGUGUUUGUGGAGCGAGACAUCCUCACCUUUGCUGAAAACCCAUUUGUGGUUUCUAUGUUCUGUUCUUUUGAGACACGGAGGCACCUCUGCAUGGUCAUGGAGUAUGUGGAAGGUGGAGAUUGUGCCAACCUGUUGAAGAACAUCGGUCCUCUGCCUGUGGACAUGGCCCGGAUGUAUUUUGCAGAGACGGUCCUGGCUUUAGAGUACCUUCACAACUACGGCAUUGUACACAGAGACCUCAAACCAGACAAUUUGUUAAUCACCUCCAUGGGACACAUUAAGCUGACAGACUUUGGGCUGUCCAAGAUUGGCCUUAUGAACAUGACCACCAACUUGUAUGAAGGUCACAUUGAGAAAGAUACCAGAGAGUUCAUCGACAAACAGGUGUGUGGUACUCCGGAGUACAUUGCUCCAGAGGUGAUCCUGAGGCAGGGUUAUGGGAAGCCUGUGGACUGGUGGGCCAUGGGCAUCAUCCUUUAUGAGUUUCUAGUGGGCUGUGUUCCUUUCUUUGGAGACACACCAGAACAGCUGUUUGGUCAGGUGGUCAACGAUGACAUCAUCUGGCCAGAUGGGGAGGAUGCUCUGCCUGCUGAUGCCCAGGACCUUAUCACCAGACUGCUGAGACAGAGCCCUCUGGAGCGUCUGGGAACAGGUGGAACCACUGAGGUGAAGAUGCACAUGUUCUUCCUGGGUCUGGACUGGAAUGGCCUCCUGAGGCAGAAAGCUGAAUUCAUACCUCAACUAGAGACGGAGGAGGACACCAGUUAUUUUGACACCCGAUCAGAGCGCUACUGUCACAUGGGCUCAGAUGAUGAUGAUGAAACCAACGAUGAUGAAUCUUCUCUGGAGCUCCGACAGUUUUCCUCUGUGGCCCAUCGCUUCAGCAAGGUGUACAGCAGCACAGAACACCUGUCCACCUCCACGCCGUCCAACCAGAGCUUGUCGUCAUCAGAGCGAAGCCACAGCGAGGAGAAGGAAGAGCGAUGGGAGGGCAGAGGAAUCCUUUCCCCCAGCGAUGGACACAAACACUUGGCUAGUGGAGACAAAAGAGCAGAUGGACACAGGGGAAGUCUGCGACCCCGUGCUUCAUCCAGUUCCUCCCAGUCAGAGCGCAGCGCCAGCCCGCUGGUGAUGAACAGCACCCAGAGCCUCGACGUCAUGCCUCGCUUUGCCAUUUCUGCCGAGGAGGAAGAUGGGAUGGUCUCCAACCUGCGGCGCAUUCGUCUCCGGAGCAACAGCACAGGCACCAGGCCGUCAUUCCGGAGAGGGGCGUCCCGACGCAUCGCCCACCAGCUGGAGACCCCAGAGAAACCCAGAUCGCCAGCUGGCAAAGUCCCCAAGUCUGCCUCAGUCUCUGGCCUGUCCCUCAUUAUUACCCCAGACGACUCGGCAUGUCCUCCUACCAGCCCCAAAUCAUCUUUGUCCCUGUCGUCCAACCCCUCGUCCAGAGACUCGUCCCCCAGCCGGGACCUCUCUGUUAGCGUCAGCUGCCUCAGGCCUCCUGUGGUCAUCCACAGCUCUGGGAAGAGGUUUGGCUUUGCGCUGCGAGCUAUCAGAGUCUACAUGGGAGACACUGACGUCUACACUGUGCACCACAUGGUCUGGUGUGUUGAGGAGGGCAGUCCAGCACACGAGGCAGGAUUGAGGGCUGGUGACCUCAUCACUCACGUCAACGGGGAGUCUGUCCAGGGACUCGUCCACACUGAGGUGGUGGAGCUUCUGCUCAAGAGUGGCAACAGGGUGACCCUGCAGACGACUGCACUGGAGAACACCUCGAUCAAGGUGGGCCCUGCCAGGAAGGCGAGCUACAAGGCCAAGAUGGCUCGGCGCAGCAAAAAGAGCAAGAGGAAGGACGGACAGGACAGCAGACGACGUAGCAUCUUGAAGAAGCUGUCUAAGCAUACGCCUCCUCCGCCCAUGCAGAGCAGUCGCAGCUUCUCUUCAGGUUUCCACCAGUCAUCUAGCGACAGCCUCUCUGGCUCCCCCACACAGAGUCUCUCUCCUGGCCCUUCCACACCCUGCCGCUCCCCUGCCCCCGACCACUCUGGAGAUUCAAGCUCUUCACCUUGCUCCAGCUCCCCUAACUCGCCUGUACCUCAGGCCCGUCCCAGUUCCCUUCAUGUUUUGGGUCGCUACACCAAGGCCGGCCGCUGCAAGUCCACCAGCAGUAUCCCCCCUUCUCCGCUGGCCUGCAUCCCACCUCCUCAGCCCCUCUCUCCUCAGUGCUCUCCAUCCUGCCUUCCCAGUCACCCCAAGUCCCUACAUGGUUUCCAUGGCAAGACACUGUCCCCUCCCACCAUCGCCCGCCAUUCUGUGCGUCCCCGCAGUGCAGAACCGCCACGCUCGCCGCUCCUCAAGAGGGUCCAGUCAGCAGAGAAACUGACUGGAGACAAGUCAACAGGCGGGUACCAUGGAGAUAGGAAGGCCUAUAGCACCCGCCGCCACACCAUGGAGGUGCCUCUGUCUGAGGGCGAGGGGCUGGAGGACAUGGAGGGGGAGACCGCCACCGGGUUCGUCUGUGUCGGCGAGCAUGGCCGGCAGGGGCUGUACAUAGGUGGGCAAAGAGGCCACCAGGACUUGGUUGGCGGAGGCAGCGAGCACCACCGCUCCUCCACCUCCUCACCACAACACCGCGGUGGCAACCACCACUCCAAAGAGGUGGUGGUGAUGAGGAAGCUGGCUCUGUCGGAGCGGAGGGACUCCUUCAAGAAACAGGAGGCAGUGCAGGAAGUGUGUUUCGACGAUUUGGAGGAGAGAGAGGCCACGCCGAGUCCCCCCAUUCCCAUCACGCAACCAAAGGCGUUCAAGGCAUCCUGGAUCAACUCGGCCCAGUCGGAAUCCAGUCUGAAGCCGGAAGGACGAGGAUCACAGGGUACGACAGCACAGCAGAGAGCCAAGUCAAGAGAGAAAGAAGGGUUUUAGUUCUCUCACUUUGCCUGGGAUAAUAAUCCUGCGGGAGACUCAGAAGUUAAGAGAAGUCUCUGACCUGCCACUGUACUUGCAUUCGAAGGCCUUGCAUGUGUGUCCAGAAAACUGUGACCAAGUCCCAAAUCAACACAAGCAACUGCGUAAAGACGGAAGAACAAAUCAAAUCGAUGUUUCUCAGUAAUAUAUGCAUCCUGCUACACUGUUAACAGAAUAACGACAACGCCAAAACGUUUACUUCCUAGUUGCUUGUUUUCUCUCUUGGUUCUCAAAUCACUGUGGCACCUGUGACCGAUGUAUUUUGUAAAUAUCUUUUUUGUUUUAAAUGAAGAAACUUAUUUAUGACUUUUUACACUCAUCCUGUUUUUGGUUGCUGAAAAUGCCUUCGGAUGCUUUAGCAGUUCUUAUUUCAGGAACGCAGCUGCCAGAAAGCCACGUGUGGUUAUACAGUAGGUGCAGAAAAGGGGGAAGUAACAUCAGUCGUUAUCGUACCAUAUUUCAUUUUUUUUAAUGCUGCAAUGCCUGUCUAGAAGUGGGUUUUGUUUCGUGCUCAGACUGGGUCUCGGAAACAAACUUAGCGUUUGUCCCGUGUUAAUGUAUUAUAGAAUUUCAGAAGAUAUUCUGUGCUGCCUCUGAAAAGAUUGUGGCGGUGACAAUUCGGACUCAUCGUUACCCGAACACGGCCCUGUAUAAAAUUUUUAACGGACAAAUAUUCCAACAUCACAAUACUUGGAAGCCUAGUGCUGGUGCCAAAGCAUGGUUUAGCCAUAUGAACCAUUUCAAAGAGGUACUGUAGUUGUACAUAAGAAGCUUCACGCAUGCCGGUUCGACCGCCACUCGCUGUCUGUCUGUCCUGUAGAAAAGUGCGUCCGCGCUGACACUCCUCCAGCAGUGGUUUAAAUCAUAGCGUAAUCACCUUUGGAAACCAGACUGUUGUCUCUGUCCUCUAAAUACCGUAUACUGUCACCUACCCGCUCAUCGAGUCGAUCCUCCGUCCAGCUCCUAACAAACGUAGUCGUAGCAGAAAGUGUUUGCACAAGUCGUCGUAGCCGUGUUACAGUUAGAGCACUCUCAUGUUUCAGGACGAUCUCUUUCUUUGGGAUUUAACAACUGUACAGUAGAUGCAACAAGCAGACUGGCUCCCUUGGCUGUUUUUUUUUUUUUUUAAUAAAUGUGUAUUAUGAAUGAAUGUUUACAUUUUAGUGCAAAUAUGUGUACGUGUGUGGACUUGUCAUGGUUUUUGUUAAAUUAUUCUGAAAAAAAUUGAAUGACAGGGAACGGCAGAAUUCAACCAGAAGCCCUGAAUGGAUGAAGGAAUGAGUAGAAGGUGAUCUCCUUUUUGUAUAUUUUGAUAUGGAAACAGUCUUGUUGCAGUACUAAUAACCUAUGCUGUUGAUGUAUAUUGUAUAAACAAUGGUGGACCUUAUAACAGCUGUCGGUGGUGUUUUUUUGAAAGUGACCUUGUAAGGGUAGUUGGACUCCAAAAUAAUGUGUAAUGCCAUUUAAGUGGCAGGGUGUUAAUCUCCUGUUUCAAUCAACCUCAAAGGAUUGUGCAUGCAUCACAUCCCAGUAUAAUAUUCCCACUUUUUUUUUUGCCUAUUUGGGGAUUUUUUUUAAUUUUAGAAUGAGUUUUGUGAGGAGAUGUAAACAUGUGGGAUUUGUUUUUCACAUAUGUAUCCUUUCAUUUGUAUUUUUGUUCCCAAUUUGAUUUUUUUUAUUUUUUUUUAUGGUUUUCAUUCAGGAACUGUUUGGAUCAGCAGCCAAACAUGCUUCCCCUUUUAUUUCAGAUGAAUUGUUACACAGAAUAAAAUCUCCCUUGUGUUCUUAGUUUUAUGACGGCACACAUGUUUGUGUUUUGCAGAGUUUAGAGGACUGUUAAUGUGGGAAUUUAUAAUGGACGUUUAGCAUAUACUAAGCCUUGAACAGUGGUUAUAGAUUGUUGGGGUUCAAAUUAGAAGUUAGAAGUUUGUUCAUUGUACUCUGGGGAGAAGUGUGUGUCUGUUGGGAAUUGUCACUGGAUUUCUGAUGCAAUAUACACCGUGGUGUGUUUUUAGGAUCUGUUUUUGUACCCCUACCAAACCAUUAUAGUAUCUCUAGUGCCCUAAGUUGUAUCAUACUUUUUUUGAAUGAAGACUUCAUUUUUCAGAUGUAGAAACAAAAAGAGAUGUCAGCAGCAGUUCAGACCAGCGGUUUGGCAUCACAUGUCAAAAUGAAGCAUCACAAAAACUCCUCAUCUCUAUUUUUGCCUGUGUGUGUGUGUGUGUUACACUCCAUGUCUUUACACGGGUGCUCAACUGUCAUUCUCCAUAUUUCCCUCACUUGUGUGAGUGUGUUUGUGUGUUAAAAGUUGUUGCUCCUCACUCCCCCCAUAUGACAAACUGGCCUUUGUGAAAUUCCUACCAUGUGGGUAUCUGGUGCAGACUGGUGUGACAUUGUCUGUUUUUCUAUUGUCUUAACAGUGCUUGAAAUAAAUGAAUUGCAAAAGGACUACAAAGUCCAGGACUACAA
Molecule: messenger RNA, 7122 nt
Organism: Thunnus maccoyii (southern bluefin tuna)
Lineage: Eukaryota; Metazoa; Chordata; Actinopteri; Scombriformes; Scombridae
Gene: mast3a
Product: microtubule associated serine/threonine kinase 3a
Exons: 27
Coding region: 394-4611 (1405 amino acids)
Biological process (GO): peptidyl-serine phosphorylation; intracellular signal transduction
Molecular function (GO): magnesium ion binding; ATP binding; protein binding
Source: RefSeq, a predicted model, not a curated record